This is a messenger RNA of Magallana angulata, 1591 nucleotides long. RefSeq lists its product as uncharacterized. NCBI's taxonomy places the organism in Eukaryota, Metazoa, Mollusca, Bivalvia, Ostreida, Ostreidae. The record is from RefSeq and is a predicted model, not a curated record. Bases 315 to 1379 code for a protein of 354 amino acids. The transcript has 2 exons.
UGCAGGUGGCCUGCACCACCUUAAAGCUGUUAUUUACCUAAUAAAAUAGUGCAAGUGGAUUUGAAGAAUAGGUCAUAAAAAUACAUGCAUGUUACAAAUGAAUGAUCUUUGUCUGAAGUUACCUACACAACACAGGUCUGCAGGUCUCAUUAACGGGUACUAGUUUUACCCAGCUCUUCAAUAGAUGGGUUCACGUGUAUGUACAUACAUGUAGGUGUUUUCCAUAUGCAGAAAAGGAUUACUUAAGAUCAGCUAAAGGAAUUCAUUGUUAUGUUUUAAUUGGAUUAUCAUUAUGAUGUUGACCAAUAUAGAAGAUGGGAUGUGGUAAUGGCGACAACAAGCACGUAACCGUGUUCAUUCUCACUGUUCUCUGUGUUGGAGUGUAUAUUUAUCUGUAUGUAGAUAUCAACUCGAGUCUCCAGAAAUUAGAAGAUUUAGAACGCUCAACAUACUACCACCUUAAUCUGAUUCUAGCGGACCACAAUCGUCCAAGAGAAGAUAAACCAAAACUUUUAAAGCCGCACUACGUUAAGCACACAAGAAAUGGAUCUGAAACGCAGUUUUUCUUACAUAAUUAUAAUAUAUCUGGUCCCAUUUUGACAAUAUUUACAUCUUGGUCAAAAUCAAACGAGACUGAUUUGAUUAGAAAUAACACUGUAAGAAACUGGAGCCUCUUCUCGCCUUAUUUAUACCCUAUCUUAUUCACAAACGACACGGGUCUAAAAAGAGAUGUCAGGGCAAUGGGAUGGGAUUCUCUUCCAAUUAUACACUCAGGAAAAGGAGUACCAGUCCUUAAACACAUGUAUUUAGACGCUAUGAAAAAAAUAGAGUCUCCCUUGUAUGCCUUUGUGAAUGGAGACAUAUUGUUUACCCAGUCUUUGCUGGAGACUCUUGUCUCAGUUCUUCAUUCAGAUCUUUACCAGAACGGGACAGUGUUGGUUGUUGGAAGAAGAACGAACGUAUUAAACGUGAAGCGAAAGACGGCAAGUAGUUUUCAAGAUCUAGCGAAUGUAUCUGUUAAAAUUGGCAGUUUAUUUACUCCUUGGGGGCUAGACUAUUUCAUCACAUCUAAGACGUUUCCAUGGCGAGAUAUGCCAGAUGUUGUCAUUGGUCGAGUUGGCUAUGACAAUUUUUUGGUUGUUGAAUCGAACAAGAGAAAGAUCGCCGUCAUUGACGCAACGAAGACGUUGUUAGCGGUUCAUCAGACCACAAAGAAAGGCGGGAAUUUUGAAAGUCGUAAAAAGUUAAAUAAAGACUAUAAUAUUAAUUUGAUAGCUAAGAUUUAUAAAAAGAUCAACUAUGGGAUGGGAACGUCGAAUGCUGCUAAAUAUUUUACUAAAUACAAUUCUAAAUCGCAAGUGUACAUUGUAAAGAAGUGAAAUUCAAUGAGAUACUAUCGCCAUCAAAGCUUCCGUUAUUUUGUCCAUUGAACAAGGUGUGUUUUUUCUCUGGUUAGUAAACUUUCAUUUGCAUGCUAAAUGUGAACUGCUCUUGAGAAUUAUGAAUCCACAUUUAGCUUUCAUGUGGUAUUUAACUUUGUUUUCUGAUAUCAAUAAAGACUGUAGUAUUUUUCUCGAAUAAUAAAUCAUCA